Molecule: messenger RNA, 1275 nt
Organism: Rhododendron vialii
Lineage: Eukaryota; Viridiplantae; Streptophyta; Magnoliopsida; Ericales; Ericaceae
Product: peroxidase 29
Exons: 3
Coding region: 193-1179 (328 amino acids)
Biological process (GO): response to oxidative stress; hydrogen peroxide catabolic process
Molecular function (GO): heme binding; peroxidase activity
Source: RefSeq, a predicted model, not a curated record
UUCACGAAAUGUCAUGUCAACAAUCUUUAACAUACUGUAACAUUAUGAACUAGUAAGCUCACAUAGUAUAACAGGACAAUAGUAUCUUCUAGUCUUUAAUGAAAAUCGGACCUCCAAACAGCCCUAAGUUUGUUCUUGUCUAUAUUUAAACGCUCCAUGUUGUGAAGUUACAAACUUGCAAAAAGUUUACUCAUGAGAAAUAUGGGCUUGAGAAAUACAAUAUGUGGAGUGAUAUUUGUGGUUUCAUUUUGGGUCGAGGUUGAAGGAGGGAAACUUAGUUAUGGUUUCUAUGAGAGAACAUGCCCUCAAGUUGAGGACAUCGUUAGCGAUGGAGUUCAGUCCAUGACUCUCUCUGAUCCAACUUCCCCUGCUGGUCUGUUAAGGCUGAUGUUCCAUGACUGCCAAGUUCAGGGCUGUGAUUCAUCUAUCCUACUUGACCCAAAUGACCAAGCCACGCAAUCCGAGAUGGCUUCAUCCAAGAAUUUUGGAGUCCGAGAGAGGGAGUCAAUUGGCAUAAUAAAAUCAAUGGUGGAGGAGGCGUGUCCCCAGCAAGUUUCCUGUGCUGACAUUAUCAUUUUGGCUGCUCGGGAGGCGAUAGUGAUUUCCGGAGGACCCCUGGUAAUUGUUCCAUUGGGAAGAAGGGAUUCCAUUUCCCCUCCAAGCUAUAAACUUGCUGAUGCCUUGCUUCCUCCUGGAAAUAUCGGAGUUGAUGGAAUGCUUCAGGUUUUUGCCAAGCAUGGGAUGACCAUUGAAGAAUCUGUGGCCAUUUUGGGUAGCCACACACUAGGAAUCAGUCACUGUGAAAGUAUCCUAAGCCGUCUCCAGAGCCCAGAAACAGGAAAGCCCAAAUCUGCUGCGGAACCUGGUCUGGACCUGAUAAUAAGAUCGGGCUGCCCACUGGGCUCAUUGACACCAAACACUAGCUUUGUAUUCAACGACCCAACUACACUCAUUUUUGACAACCAAUACUAUGACAAUGCCAUGAGAGGCCGUGGAGUGCUGAGGGUCGAUGCAGAGAUGCCGCUGGAUCCGCGAACGGCUCCGUUUGUCCAAUGGUUCGCGUCCGAUCGGGAUGGGUUCUUUCAGGCUUUCUCUUCUGCAUUUGUUAAGCUGUCUUCUUCUGGUGUUCUUACUGGGAAUCAAGGUGUUAUUAGAGAAGUUUGUAAUGAGAUAAGCUGAGUAGUGGUGUUUUCUCGUUGUUUAUGUGUUGACGUGGUGUGUACAAACGGAAUUUUGGUGUGGAGUGAAAUAAAAAUAAUACAAACUGUUACAUCA